Messenger RNA from Mesocricetus auratus (golden hamster), 5355 nucleotides. RefSeq names its product androgen induced 1 (gene Aig1). NCBI's taxonomy places the organism in Eukaryota, Metazoa, Chordata, Mammalia, Rodentia, Cricetidae. The transcript is spliced from 4 exons. Bases 174 to 596 code for a protein of 140 amino acids. The record is from RefSeq and is a predicted model, not a curated record. Gene Ontology annotation, cellular component: endomembrane system; membrane.
CCGCCCGCGCAGGUCGCCGGUGAGCUCGCAGCCGCGUCCGUCCCCCGGGACGCGCCCCGCCUCCUGUGCUCCGCCCCUCGCCGCGCCGCGCCCCGGUUCCCACGGCGCCACUGGGCACCGCGAACCAGUCCGCCCGCCCAGCAAACAGCCCCGCCGGGCCAGGCCGCGCGAACAUGGCGCUUGUCCCCUGCCAGGUGCUGCGGGUGGCCAUCCUGCUGUCCUAUUGCUCCAUCCUGUGCAACUACAAGGCCAUCGAAAUGCCCUCCCAUCAGACCUACGGGGGGAGCUGGAAGUUCCUGACCUUCAUUGAUCUGGUCAUCCAGGCUGUCUUCUUUGGCAUCUGCGUGCUGACUGAUCUCUCUACUCUCCUGACCAGAGACAGCGGGAACCAGGAGCAAGAACGGCAGCUUAAGAAGCUUAUCUCUCUGCGGGACUGGACGCUCGCCGUGCUCGCCUUUCCUGUUGGGGUUUUUGUUGUCGUGGUAUUCUGGACCAUCUAUGCCUAUGACAGAGAGAUGAUAUACCCCAAAUUGCUUGACAACUUUAUCCCAGGUUGGCUGAACCACGGAAUGCUACGUUCUUGGGAAAAGCAAUGAUUUGGAGGAAAUAGAAAGUUCUGGUUCUACCUUGGGAGCUAGCAAGUAAGUCAUUGUAAAACUAAUUAAUGAUGUCUUUCUUUCCUACAUCUUCUGCCACAUCAAACAACUAUUGUUGCCCAGAUGUUCUUGGGCACCAGGGUACUGCCUGAGUGAGCUAUCUAACCCUAAGAACCUCUAAAUUAAUUGUGCUACCAUUUAAUUGAAGAGGGACCAGAAGCCUGAGAAGCUGGUGAAAUGUCCCAGAUAUGAAGCUAAUGCAACACCAGACUUCAAAUUCAGCCUGUUGUAUUCUUGCCAUACUGUGUUACAGAGAGAAUUCCUCUAAAUGUCUUUACCCCUCGCUGCUGUUAUGUCAUUGAUGUAAGAUGUGCCAGCAGUUUAAUUUAGUAACAGUUUGCAGGAAUAAAGUAAGCACCCUCAAAUCAAGUGUAGUUAGACCCUGUUUGUCUUUUGAAACUCCAACCAUUGUUUUUAUUCUUGAUAAUUCCCUUUUACCUUACAUCCCGGAGGCUUUCAGCUUCAGGGUCAGGCUAAUUGCAGAAAGUGGGUAAAUUCUUGGUUGAUUACUUCUGAAAUUGAGUCUCACAACUCAUAAGAGAUUAGAGACUUGGGGUUUAUUUUUGUUAAUUAUAAGGCAUAUUUUGUAAGACGAAUAAAGGGUCUUUCCUUGAGAGGGAGAGAGAGCCUGACAGCCCCAUCAGCAGGAGAGCUGAGGAGAACAAAAACAUGGGAUUGGGGAUGCUUCCUGUCCCAGGGAGGAAAUUCUGCAGUUUAGAGACUUCCAGUGCCUCCUGUCUGUCACUUCCAGUUGUGGGCCUCUGGAGUAUGAAUGAAUGGAGUACCAGGAUGGCUGAUGUGGCAUGCCUACUGGGCUCUUGAAUGAUAAAUUCUAUAAUUUGGCCCUGUGUCUCCACAUUCCAUCAGAAAGGAAGACCCAGACCAUAGCUGACUCGUUCUCCAACAGUCUAUACAAAAUCUCAUUGACACAUUUGGGUUACUACACCUCCCCACAGUACAGGGAACCUGGAUCUUGAAUUCUGGAACAUUCUCCUCAGGAAAGAUAUAUCACAAUAGCAGAAGGCAAACGUGUUUAUGAUGGGUUGAGGAGUCCAGGCAGCAUAGAAGGAUCUGGAUUCACUGUGAUGUGUCCCCAGAGAUUGCCCUGGGAAGGAAACAGAGGGUCUGAAGGUCCUGGUGAGAAAACACCACCAACAAAUUUAAUGGGGUUUCCUGUGCCAAGGAAUGUCAUCAGUUAAAGUAGUGUGGGUGGAAGUCCAGGACAAGGAGGUCAUGCAAUGAAGGCUCCCCUGCUUACCUGCUGUCCACAGGUCACUAAUAGGUCAUCUGCUCCUUCUGAGAGUACCCACAUCACUGCUUUACUAGUGUGUGUCACAGACUUCCAUAUAAAGGCAUGGUUUCCAGCCUCCUGGUUUAGGUUGUUGAUGCUCAUUGCAUAUCUCAUGUACCAUGUGUCACUCUUGGGUAGUUCAGUCAGGUUGGUAGAGCACGUGAAUGCUGGUAUCUUGACAUCCCUGGAAAAUAAUCUCAUGUGUGGCAUACUUCCCAGAGCUGACUAUCCACGGGCCAAGGGCUUGAGUGGCAAAAUGUGAAAACUACUUUCUACAAAUUAUCCAGAUAACCUCUAGCAACCCUCUCCUGGAUACAAGUCAGCCACUCAAAGGUGACAGUUUGGCAAGUAUUCAUAGCUACCCUGAUGGUAGAUUGUCAUAUUGCUGCUCAGUUGAGGGGACUCUUGCAGCUUUGUCUGUUUGCAAUCUUUUGAUAAAGAUCUUUAGAAGCAUGCUAAUUAAUUUUACAGGAAUGUCUGUCUUUGGCUCUGCAGCUAAUUAUUUUCAUAUUAUGUGUUCCAGUGAUAGAUGAUGGAUACAUAAAUACAUUACCUUUGCUCAAUCCAUGUUUUCUGCUGUUGAUACAAAGUACACACAUUGGACUAGUUUCAGAACAGCUGAAUUUGGAAUGUGACAUCUUGCCAAAUGAGGAUCACACUUGCGCAUACAACACAGAUGUGGAAUUUUACAGUUGUUUUCUUUUAAAAGACUGUGUGUCUGUGGUGUCAUUGAUUAAUGUAAUAUUGUAUUAAUGUGCUGUUACAACACUCCAGGGUCUUCAUGAGGUCUUCCAGCUAACAGCAAAGAAUUCUUCAAACUAAAGUUUUUAAUAAAAUACAGAUUGUGGGGUAAAACAAUUAUGGUGGUGAUGAUGAGGAUAAGCACCAACCUGAGGAUUUAUGGGUAGCACAAUGCUUGAGCGAUUAGUUUUGAUGGACCUGUCAAUAGAAAUACAGCGAAAUUGCUAUGUAGGUUUACUCUUCCAAAUCAUUUGACACUGUCUGCAUUUAUUAUUUAUUUUAUCUGUCUUUAGAGGAACAAGACACCAUGGCAGUAUUUAUCCCACUUUUCUUUUCCUUUUGAAGUGUGUACUUGCUUCAAUUGCUUGCCCAGUGGUACGAUCAGAUCCAAGAUGUUAGCAAAGGCCAACAUAGCCAUGUGUGUGACAUGGCAGUAGCUGCUAAAGUUAAAAUUGAAUUCUUCACUGUCCAUUGUACGUGGCUGGCAAGCAACUCUCUACCAUGCUACACUGAUGUAAUGUUGGCCAGGAAUCUUUCUACAUCUAAUUUAAGUCAUUACUACCUUUUUUCUUUCUUGGGGUAUUUUUUAAUCAUUAACUAUAUUUUCCCUAUUACAGAAAUCUUCAAUAGUAUUUUAAAUCCAUUCACUGUUGAAAAUUUAAGUGAAUAAAAACAUCCUGGCUAGAACACUCUCAACUUUUUUUUUAACGAGACAGGGUUUCUCUGUAUUGUUUUGGAGGUUAUUGGUCCAGCCCGGCCUUGAACUCACAGAGAUCCGCCUGCCUCUGCCUCUCGAGUGCUGGGAUUAAAGGCGUGCGCCACCACCGCCCGGCACUCUCAACUUUUUAAAUGAAAAGGUAGCUGCCAGACUACUCACAGAAAAGCAUAGAACUAGUUCUCCAUUUUCUUGGAAUUUUAGGAUUUUCAAACAUCUAUUUGAUAAGAAAAAUAUAAGGAAGGCUUCAGUUUUUCACUACAACUCUACCAUAGCCUCACAGAGACUUGGGUAUAGAAAAUAGGAUUUCUCCUUUUAAUCAUCAGAAAGCUUUUAAAUUCCAAAGAAAGCAAAAGAUCCAAAAAGGAAAAAAGAAAAAAGAACCCCGUAAUUAACAGAAAAAAGUUCAGUAGUGAGAGCUAUGAAUGAACAUUUGUAUAAAUAAUUUACAUCUAGCAAAAUAAGAUCAUUAAGUUUAAGCAUGCACAACAUCAUUUUGUGGGCUCUGCUUAUAAUGUUAAUAGAAGCAUUAUUUAAACGAACUAGACUGCUGAUAUUGAUAGUAUGCCUUCAGAAGUCCAAGUAGGGUUGGUGUGUAAAAUGGAGAUGAAGAGGAGGAUGCUAUAAUGAACUCACAUCAUUUUUGUCUGCCUGCCAAGAUCUGCACAAAGACAAACCAGCCACAACUUCAACAUAAAAGGGGGAAAGAGAUGCUUGUGAAGUCCCAACAUUAAGUUGAGGCACUGUUGCCAACUGGCUGCUAGGGGACAGUCAGUUUUCUUCAGUGAUGUGGUCCCUGAUAAGCUGUGUAGAUGGUCCCACACCCGUACACAUCUGGUAAACACUAAGUGGAUUGGGUAGGGUUAAAAAAGAUCAUAUGAAAUUGGAAGGGGAAAGUAGUGAAAGGGUAGGGAAAGAGCUGGAGAGGAGGGAAUAAGGGGUCAAAUUGAUCAAAACCCAAUAUGUAUGAAAUUAUUAAAUAAUAUCAACAGCAAUAGGGUGUUGAGUCACUGAACUGAUUAGAGGUCACAGAUGCCUGCCACCAAGUCUGGUGACCUGAGUGUCCUCCCAAGGGCCAACAUGGUGAAUGAGAGAGUGACGACUGAAACCAUUCCUCUGAUCUCCAUACUUGUGCUGUGCCCCCUCCCCACAUAAAAAAAUGAAAUAAAAACUUUGCUUUCUAAAAAGAAGAGCGUGUUUCUCUUGUAUUUUAGCUCUUUUAGACCUUGAUACAUUUUAGUGGAUUCUGUAAAGUCCUUGUCAAUCAAGGUGGUUAAUUAACAAUUAGAGUCAGGGACUGUGACUAGGUAUCUGUGAUGGGGGUUGUUUCUCUUUGUGGGUUCAGGGUUCAUGGUGUUACCCAUAGUGUAAACCCUAAAGGUAUAAUGGUGAGUGUGCAUCACUGCUGUACUGAGAUCUGUAGAAAUUCCACAUUGGGUGUUCUCUGAAGAAACUUGUAGGGGAUAUCACCCCCCUGCUCUCUAUUUUGUGAAAUCUUUUUCUUUUUUUCUUCUUUGCUCUAGAGAUUCCAUUGUAUGACUCUCCUUUCUUUAAAACCACCAUAGAAUACCUUCCAUGUCUUAAUUAUACAGUCCUCUUGUGUUUUUCUAGUGUUUGUAUUCCCAUAGUUGCAAAUAAAAAGUAUAUUUUUAGUUUUAGAAUUUUCCUUUCCAUUAAAAAAAAUCCCUGAAGAUUUGUGGCACCACUGUUAUUUCUGUUAAUGGCAUUGCUUCCAUAGCAGCAAGCUACAGCUUUGUAGGAAAGCCUGUUUACAGAAAGCAACCAACCAUCCAAGUAAAUGUUAUAGCUACAUGAAUAAGGGUUUCAGUUUAGAUCUCUUGAAACCAUUACAAUACAUAUGCCCACACAUGCCCACAUGCAAACACACACACACACACACACACACACACACACACACACAUGCCCCUUCUAUUGUAAUUAUACAUUUGUUG